UUUUCUCCAUCGUACAGAGACGAUGGCUGAUGCUAACGCGACGGCUGAUGCUAAUAUGACGAACAAUGCCAAUGCGACAACUGAUGCCAACACAAGGACAGAAAAUGACAAAAUGACCGAUGCUAACACAAUGACUGAUGCUAACGUAGUGACAAAUAUUAACACAAUGACUUAUGCUAACACAGUAGCCGAUGUUAACACUGAUGCUUACAUUACUACUGAUGCUAACAGGAUGACUGAUACCAAAAUGACGACUGAUUGCAACAUGAUGACUGAUGCUAACAAUCACUGACAUACAUUAUUCACUAACACUGGUGAUAAGGCAUUUAGUAAAGCUAUCUCUAUUGAUGUAAUAGCACACUAACGCUAAUCUUUUGUAAUUGAUUUUUUUUUAAACUAAGGUUUACUAACUCUCAGCUAAUUUUUUGGGAUUCAAAUUCAAAGUGUUGAAUUUUCAAGACAUUUAACACCUACCGAAUGACUGACGAUCCUUUUACUGACGCUAGUCAAAUUGCUGUCAAUAACGCAGUUAUGAUACCUACGUUCAAAUUUGCGUAGUAUAAGAUAUAUAAAGUAUUUGAUGCUAAACAGGCACUGGUACACAUGAAUGGUCAUUAACAUGUUUACAUCAUCUACUGCUAACACACAUUCACGCUAGUGUGUGUGUGUGUGUGUGUGUGUAAGUAGGAAAAGGAGACAUGUGAGAGCCUAAUAGAAAUAGAUAAGUGAUUCGAGCAGUGACAAGUCAGACAGGGGGAGGGGUCUGAGGGGAUGGGUGCUAGGAGAGACGAGGUAGAAGAGAGAGGCACGGGAGAAGGAGGAGCUGGGAAAGCACAAGAAGAGACAGACACUGAUCAGAACCAAAAACACACACGCAGACAUCUCAGCUGACUGCUCACGUCUGAACCCGAACUUUCCUCCCAAUGUUUGCUAUCGGCGUUUGCUGUGAGGAGACAAAAGGAGGAGCAGGAGGAGGCAAAGGAGGGAGAUUGGUAGAGAGAGAUGCAGAGGAGGAGCUGAAGGUUUGAUGUUUGGCGUCUGAGUCGCCCUCCCUCACUGCUGUACGACCAACAGAGAAACCAAUAGUGUGUGUGCGUGAGAGAGAGAGAGACAGACAGAGAGAGAGAGAGAUCAGAUACACAGACAUCCUCGCUGGUCGUUCUGUUUUUUUUUUUGCGCUGGAUUCUAACUGAAAAUCAAGAAACCAUUAAAUUGGAGGAGGCUGCAGACUGACAGGAGGCGCUGCUGAGUGAAGAUAACGGAAAUGGACUUUUGCUGUCUGUGGUGGAAAAUUAAAUAGAGUGAUGGAGAUGUAGAAAAGGGCUGGGCUGAGAAGACGAGAGAUGAACGGAGAAAGAUUAGUUUUAGGAACGCCGAGGAGCAUCACCAUCAUCACCACUGCUGCUGACACCAGCCUCUGGACUACAGUUUCAAGUGCGAUCAUGUCAGUAUGAAGAAGCAAAAACAAGAAGUGAGGAAUUGUCCACUAAGCUUUACCUAGUGCAUGAAAUCAUUUAGUCAAAGCUGAUGUCCACAGUCUUAUCCUGGCGUUAUGAAUCUAGUUGGUGGUAGUGUUGGUUUCCCACAGGGCGUGGUAGGACCGGCAGUAACAACAGUGCUGUUUUUUCUUCAGCUGCUUCGACCGACCCAAAUCAAUGGAUCCAUCUGCUUCUCCCAAACCCCGUCUGCUGAGAUCCAGUGUCUCUGUGCCUCAGACCUUGUCAGUUGUGCCGCCCAGGGUCUGGAGCAGGUCCCCCAGGCGAUACCUUUGUUUGCAGUGAUCCUGGACCUCAGUCACAACCGCAUUGAUCAGCUGAAGGGCGGUGCCUUUGAAGGACUCUUUCGACUGGAAACCCUAAGGUUGGCUCACAACCAGUUGACCACAAUUCAGCCCGGGGCAUUCCAGAACACCUCCGGUGAGCUGGUGCGACACCUCGACUUGUCGUUCAACCGUCUUCGGGUUGUGGAGACUCACUAUUUUCAGGAGCUGCCUGGAUUGGAGGAGCUGCUGCUCUUUAACAAUCAAAUUGUGCAGGUGGAGAGCAGGGCACUCUCUGGACUGGGGAACCUCCAAAAGGCCUAUCUCAGUCACAACCGCCUGACUCACUUCCCAUUUUUCUCCAUCCAAGAGCACAGCCACCCAUACCUUAUCACAAUGGACCUGUCCUCCAACCGCCUGCUAAAACUGCCCCUGGAGGACAUUUUAAAUUUACCCCUCCAGCUCCAGAAAGGACUCUACCUUCACAACAACUCACUGGAGUGCGAGUGCUCCAUGUAUGGACUGUUUCGACACUGGGAACAGCGAGGAUACGCCUCGGUCAAGCACUUCAGGCAAGAGCACACUUGUCGGGUCUAUGGGAUGGAGAAACGCACUGUGCGUUUCUUCCAGAACCACAGCUACUUUGACAAAUGCAACAUGACCACAGUGGGUUCGGCAAUUAACGGGGAGACUCAUAGCAUAUCUGUAAAGGUGGGCGGGGGGGCCCUGCUGCACUGCAUGACGUCUCUCGUUGGCACCAGUGUCACCUUUCUCUGGGUAUCACCAAACCGGGAGUAUGUGGCACCACCAGGCAACAAUGGUUCCCUGAAGAUGUUCACCAACGGGAGCCUGGAGAUCAUAAAGGCACAUGCGAAAGACUCUGGCAUCUACUGGUGCAUGGCCCUGGAUCAGCGUCAUCAGCGAAAUGACACGUGCGAGGUCAACGUAACAGUGGAGUUACAUCACCAUGGCCAGUCCCAUGGGUCUUUUAACACUGGAUUCACUACUCUUCUGGGCUGCGUGGUGAGCCUGGUUCUGGUCCUCAUGUACCUCUAUCUGACACCAUGUCACUGCCCACCCUUCAGCAGGGAAUCUUCUGUACCUGACGGCAGUAAAGGGAAUGAAGGCGGAGCAGGAAGCGCCAAGUCUUCUAUCCUAAUCCCAACCCCUCCAGCCACUACUGAGGGCCCUGGACGCAAGGUCAGUACCAACAAGCAUGUGGUAUUUCUGGAGCCAAUCAGAGAGCAGAAGAAUGGCGGACUGAGGGAGGGGCCAUGUUCUGGGGUGAAUCAAGGACACGUCGUGCUGGGUUCAGUGCUAGAAUCUAAGCAGCACCUGAAGAUCCACAUCCGAAAGGCAGGGGACACUGAAUCCAUGGUGUCGGUUUUUUCAGACACACCCAUCAUGUUACGUAGCAAGACUGACAGGUUCUAGUGUCCGACACUGAUUAUAAGCCGCCCCCCGCCCCCCUUCCUCUUCAUCUCAACCUUUCCUAACAUGAAACCAUGGAAUACUGCCAUCGCCGGCAGACCCAUCUUUGCGCACAUUAACUUAAGAGCCACGAACCACUGCACUGUGAGUGGAUAGGUCAGAGUAGUACUCAUAAAGUAAGUACACCACCCACAGGUUUGUAUGAGACGUAUAUAAAAAAAAGGAGUUUAUAAAAACAUGGGCUAAAUUAUUAACUGCUAUACUCAACGUGGUCCCUUUAAGCACGGUUUGUACCUUUAAUGCUGUGCUCACAUGUAUGAGGUAGAGGCCCUAGCUCAGGUGUUAUGUCAUUAUGUAUUGUUCCAAAUGCAAUAUUUUCUUUGCUGAAGAUGCAGUUUUGUAAAUAGUUUCUUAAAGAAUACUAUUCACAUUUAUAAUUGGGUUAUCUUGAGGUUAUCUCUACACGUAGAAGCAGGUUUCUAGAAGACAUAGCAAGCAAUGUAUUUUAAGUGUUACAAUCUAAUUCAUGGUCGGCUAAUCAUCACAUCAAGCUCAUGAUCACAAGCAAGGUUUAUUUUUCAAAACUUGGAAACGGUGCAAAAGGUUAACUCUCCCACAAGCCUUUGGCCUAAACAUUACAACAUUAGAACCAUCCCUGAUUCGGCUAACUGAUGUGUAAAUAUUUCUAGCUAGAAAUGCUGAGCUAAUACUGUUAUUAUCUCACAUGCUAACAUAGCUCACAGAGCGUUGAACCGGUGUACUCGUGUAAUGUUUUUCAAAGAUUAGCAUGUUCAGAAGCAUCUUUUAAUGUGUGGCUUCAGUCACAAGUGUGACAUUAUGACUGGGUACAUCUUUAGAGGUCAGUGAAGAAAGUUUGACGGGUUUAGAGACAGAAAUAUUUUCGGUGGGUUGAAGAGAGAACACGGUGUCAACAGCAGAACUAAAAAAUAACUUUUGGCAAUAAAUUGAUAAAUGAAUAAAAAAUACUUAUUCUGUGUUUUUACAUACCAAAAAUACCAAAAUAUAGCCCAUUCCGCAUUGAUCUCUAUCUUAAUAGAUACGUUUAUAACCAACCAAUAGCACUAAGGGCCUGGUACAGCUGUACAUUAUUUGCCCCCCAAUCCUAACUUUACAGAAAUAAUUGAAAGAUGUUACAUGAGCCUAUUCAGUUCAUACAGCUUAGAAAGAGUCAUGACGACCACCACAAACUGUCUAGAGAAAACUGCUAAAGGUUAGCUCCACCAGCUAGCGCGUGAACUGUGCCACUACUUUCACAGCAAUAAAUACUAACUAUUAGUGCUGGGUAUUGCUAAGAAUCUCAAUAAUUUUGAUUUGCUUUGAUAUCGAUUUAGUGUCAAGUAGAAAUAAUACAAAUAAGUAAUUAGAACACCAUUCAUUUUAAAAUAAUUAUUUAUUUAGUUCAAUACCCAUAUAAUCAACCACAAGUCAUGUGAACACUGUUCAUAUCUUCACAAUAGAACAUCUGAAAAUAAAGCAUCAGCAAUGACAAUACUAGUACUGAAGAUGGUAUAAAAAGAAUCACCCGCACUAGCCAGCGGUGUUGUGGUGAAAAGUACUUGAUAAUUAGCUAGUACUUAUAGCUUGUGGACACCGAACGACAUUGUCAGGAUGCAAUCAGAAUAAGAAUAAGAGCAUCUUAACUACCGACACACCACUCAUCACUGGACCAACACACUGCCAACUAUCACCGUAGCAGCAAGCUCCUCCCCACUGCACUGAGACUCUUUCGGUGACCCCUCUCCAGCAGCAGGGGGCACUGUUCUUCACUAAACUUUCCUUUCAAUAUUUUUACCCACCCCCAACUAUUGUUGUCUGCUGAUAAGCUUGAAUAUUAACUUCAGAUAAAAGUUUCCAGCAUGUGUGAAAAAAACUGAAGAUGACAGAAACAAAUAGCAAAAAAAAAAAACCACACCCACCCCAAGGUGGAUAUAUUCUUAGCACCAGAGCCUCAAACAUGUGAGCGCAGCCAAACAAAGUUUGGCUAAAGAGGUCUUCAACCCUCUCUCAGAGAACACUGUAGCCCUUUAGCACCUCAUGUUGGAUCUGUUUUGUAGUUUACCUUGUUCUCUAGCCCGUGAAAUGUCACGGGUUGUGACAGUUGUUGAAUAAAGGUAUGUGGGAAUCCUGUUUCAUUGUCCUCUUCACAUCAUGUUCUCACCCUUUGUGUGACCCUCCCCCUUCUAAUUGACUGGACAGCAGUGGAACGCUAACUUUAACCCUAGAGUGCGAGUCGCGUGUUUUUACUGUUGUUCUUUUGCAUGCACAGUUAAAGGUUGAUUGUCCAUUAGCACCAACCAGCAACAGACAAGAGUUUGUCUCAUUACAUUUACCGUUUUUACCAUUUUUUUAAAAAAAUAUUUGGUAAUGUCAGUGAUCACUGCCAAUCAGAAAAUGUUGCUCUAAAUAUACUGACCUGAGUUAGCCUGUCUAGCUAAUGUUCCCAAGAUGAUUACUUCUUGCUUACUUUUUCUGUUUUUGAACAGAAUCCAUAUUUGCCUACACUAUAUAAGCUCAACUGGUUUGAUUAGCAAGUAGCCAGUGUGUUUCCAAAAUGUUUUUAAAAUAGUGAGAUAUUUAUCAGCAACAUUAAGUUAUCUCAAGUUACCCUGGGUUGUUGUUGGGGGCAAUUUAUUCAGUUGUAAGCCUCGCCCUUGUCUUCAUCCGAGGACUGAACUGGACUGAACGUUGUUCAGAAAAAAAAAAAACCUGGUCAAUAUUUAAUGAUCUCUGCUCUCCAUUAUGAUACAUAUACAUGUAUACUCGCUAUCUCGUUCACACACACACACACUUCCCUGUAGGUAGACUUGGUUCUGUGUGGGUCUGUUCUAGAUCACUGAGACACCUUACUCUGCUCAUGACGUUUAUUACCUGCUGACUAAACUAACAGGACAACUAGCAGUUAGCAGCUACAGGCUAAAAGAGAGCUGUAGAAGUGUGCCGCACUUAGUAGUUAGCCAACAAAGGCUAAACAUAAUCAGAAGGUUUGAUUGUCUGAUUGUCUGAAAAUUUGUCUCAAAUUUGGACACAUUUUCUGUAGUAGUAGUGACCCAGCAGUGUACAGCUAAAAUCACCCAUUUUCUCUAUGGACCUUUGUGUUGGGGAGUCAGCAGUUAAAAAUCAUGUUUCCUUCCAUAACGUUGUUCCGAUCCAAAAAUAGUUGCAUCAAAGGCAACUGGAUGGAUAGGGUUUUUUUUUUUUAAGGCGUUUCAGCUCUGACUACUGGGAAAUUCAG
Messenger RNA from Cynoglossus semilaevis (tongue sole), 6443 nucleotides. RefSeq names its product adhesion molecule with Ig-like domain 3 (gene amigo3). Gene Ontology annotation, molecular function: protein binding. Gene Ontology annotation, biological process: brain development. Gene Ontology annotation, cellular component: membrane. The coding region runs from base 1553 to 3193 and encodes 546 amino acids. The record is from RefSeq and is a predicted model, not a curated record. Lineage: Eukaryota; Metazoa; Chordata; Actinopteri; Pleuronectiformes; Cynoglossidae. The transcript has a single exon.